ACUUUUGUUCUACCUUAUAUAAGAAGGAAGAAGCUGUUCAGUUAGCUAGUUUCCUUGUGCUUCUUCUUCUUCUCAAGCCUGUCUCGUUGUUCCAGUAUAUCCAUGGAACCGCCUACGAAGAAGCAGAAUUCAGGUGAUGAUGAUAGAUUCAGCGACCUUCCAGGUGAAGUUGUUCAUCACAUUCUUGAUUUCCUCGGGACGAGGGACUUUGAGAGAUUAAGUUUCGUAUCAAAAAGAUGCCGAGAGUUGUGCAUUUCAAACCCUAAUUUGUGUUUGAGUAACAUGGACGACAAAUCAGGUGGAUCUAGCUUCAACAGAUUUGUGGAUAGAUUCAUGGCUCGCCGCUGCGCGGAUAGGGUGAAGACGGGGAGCUUUCUGCUCCGUUGGUCUUUCGAUGAUGAAGACGACGAAGAACGCCGGGUGGAGAGGUGGUUGAAGAAAGCAGCAAUAAAAUUGGGUGGUGUUGCAGAAAUUAGCCUUAAAUUCAUUCGCCCCCAACCCCAACCCCGCCGUCCUAAGCCAAAACCCUUUGCCCACUUUGUGUUCUGCUUUGUAAUUCCUAAGGUUCCUCGAGGUCGAUGCCGGGAAUGGCUUUCUCAGAUUACCCCAGCUCGUUCUGAUUUUGCUACAGAGCUCGAGAGCUUACAAUUACGCCACGUUCGAAUCGAAAACGACUGCAAUUUGGGAGAAUUGCUUUCAUCUUUCAAGUCCCUCAAGGUAUUGAAGCUUGACAGAAUUAGCAGGAUAAAGGGUAUGACUAUCACCAGCUCGUCUAUUGAGAUUUUAUCAAUUGUAAGCGUUGAUAAUCACCUCUGCGAUGUUGAGAUUCAGCAGCUACACAAACUCUAUGACCUUAAUCUAUUCUGGAAUCCCAAAUCCUCUAGAAGUUUGUCACUGAAAAUCUCUGCUCCCAAUCUCCAAACAUUUAAGUGGAGUGGAAUUACUGUCGAUGACUACUGUAUGAGGGAUUCGCCAGAUCUUUUGCGAGCUCUAAUUGGUCUUCAUUUACCUGGGGAAUCAAGCUUCUACCGAGAAUAACUUGGUUAAGAUUCUUCACAGCGUACAGAAGGCUAGACAUCUAAAACUAAUUUAGGUCUAAGAAUAAUUUAUUUUUUGCUUUGCAUUGAUUUUACAUUUGAUUUGCCUUGUAACGUUGUAGGCUUUACUUAAGCAUGGUUGUUUGCCAAUUUAACUGUGAUAAGAACUAGAAGUGGUGACCAAUUCGAACCAUUGUCCUCCCUUCUCAGAGGAACAACUAAUCUAAAGCGUCUCAAUCUAUACGUUCAUGUUAGUGUGAUAAACUCAAUGCCUUCGUCUUCAAGAGAUCUUCCAUUUAAGAUGGAAUAUUGGCAAUCUCAAAUCUUCAUCUUUACUCGUCAACUGAAAACAGUAAUUGUGCGGCUCUUCGGUAGAGAGAAUGAAAUAGAACUAAUCAAAUAUUUGCUCACCAAUGCACAAGAAUUGGAAUUGAUGCUCAUUUUGUAUACAUCACCAGUGUCAUCAGGUGUGAUUACUAAGUUAAGAGAGUACAAGAAGCCUUCAACAAAAUUGAUUUUACGUGAUGUUUAAGAUAUGAGAGAUGGUUGAUUGUGCUGAUUGCCAAUUGGUGUGGUAAAUGUUUUUUCUUUAC
Corylus avellana is the source of this 1630-nucleotide messenger RNA. The record is from RefSeq and is a predicted model, not a curated record. NCBI's taxonomy places the organism in Eukaryota, Viridiplantae, Streptophyta, Magnoliopsida, Fagales, Betulaceae.